Astrephomene gubernaculifera is the source of this 4027-nucleotide messenger RNA. The record is from the annotation of a GenBank genome assembly. Lineage: Eukaryota; Viridiplantae; Chlorophyta; Chlorophyceae; Chlamydomonadales; Astrephomenaceae.
GUCUUAUAUAACAGUUUACUGAAAGCUUGAUUGAAACCCGGCUUGGCUUCAACUUUGUUUCCGUUAGUUGUCAGACAGAGGUGUUCAUAGUCCCUCCUAGUUAGUGUGUAUUUCCUGCUGUCAUGUUUAUAACUGAGUAACCUAUCUUUUUUUUAACUCCAUGACAGUUAAGCCUUGAUGAAGCUAGGUAGCUUGCACGCCCGGAAAGGGUAGACAUUCCGCUCGGAGGUCCGUUGUGAAGACCCAACCGACAGCCGCGACUUUCGCUUGUCGAAGUCUUUCUCCAUGGAGUCUACCCAGCAUACCAAGUCAGCCGGGGACUUCCCAUCUAUCAGCCACAAACCCCUCGCCCUUGACAGCCGCCCGCCACCAGCAUGCAGCCCACGCACGCGACAACCCCCACACCCCCGCCCUCACGACCACGCCCAAGCCAUGCGCAUCCUCCUAGCAGACGCCACCAUGCUCAUCAUCCAAGGCAUGUUCUUCGUCAACCACCUCCGCCGCCUCCUGGACUCCGCCCACUGCGCAGCCGACCCGACCCACAUGGCCAAACCAGCCUCCUCCUCCGCCUCCUCCCUCCCCCUUCCAACCCCACUCCUGCACUACCCCUGCUCCGCGCCCAUCGCAAGCCGCCUCAGCUUCCUCACCCUCCGCAUCGCCACCGCCUACCGUGCCGCCUUCCUGCUCCCACCCGGCGAGCUCUGGGUACCCCUGGUGUCCACCGUCAUGGCGGCGCAGCUCCUGGCGCUGCUGCUGCUGCCGCGGGGGCUGUACCUGACGGCAGGGCGGCGGGUGUGCAUGGUGCUCAUCGGCCUGCUUCCCAAGGCCGCCAGCCUGGGCUGCUUCCUGGCAUUCCCUGGAGCGCAGCCCAGCAGCUACUUCAGCACCUACCUGCCGCUGGAGGGCGCCAUCACCGUGUGGCAGCAGCUGGUGUACAAUUACCCCUUCUGGCCGGGCAUGCUGGUGCUAGCUGCCCACUGCGCCCUCUCCACCGCCAUCUGCAUCCUGGUGCAGCCACGCCCCUUUCACCCCUUUCACCCCCUCCAGCAGCAGCCACCGCCGCUGUUCAACGCCGCCUGGAUCCUGACGCAAACCUACGUCUGCGCGCUCCUGGCCACCGCCGUGUCCCUGCAGCAGAACCCCGCCGCGCUGCAGUCCCUCCGCGCGGCGCUUCUGCACCGCCGCCGCCGCCGCCAUCGUGGCCGUCCCACUGGCGGCAGCGGCAGCGGCGACGGCAGCUCCGCUGCUACCGUGCCUUCGCCAGCUGAGCCGCGCUCGCAGGCUAACAUGCAGACGGAGGGUAGCGUAGUAAAGCGCGGUGUGAACGGCAGUAACAGUAACAGCAGCACUGGCGGAGGCGGAGGCGGGAUAGUAGGAGGGGACAGGGCUGACGUCAGCAGCAGGAGCGGCGCUGGAGAAGGCGGAGGCGGCGGCAGCCAGAGCAGCGGGCACAAGCACCAUCAGAGCGGCAGCAGCAGCAGCAGCAGUGGUUCCUCAACGGAGGCGCUGCUGCUGCAGUGCGUGUGGAAGCUGCUAAGGGGCAGCGGCAGCGCAUGUACGACAGGAACUGGCGGCGGCGGCGGCGGCAGCAGCGGCAGCGGUGGCAUCGGCGAUACGUGGCGCGAGGAGGUAUCCAGCGAGGAGGUGCCGGUACCGGUAACCAGGGAGAGCGGCAGGGGCUCGCCCCAGGGUGUUGACAGCGGCUUCCCGCCCUCUCUGGCGUCCUCGCUGCCACCUUCGGAGCCGCCGAGCGCCGCCGGCAGCGGCAGCCAGCUGGCGGGGGCAGCGCUGGCCAGGGCUGCAGCAGCAACCGCCUCCGCGGCAGCAUCAGCCACUGCCGCCGCCGCCGCGGAAGACGCCGUGGCGGCGGUGAUGGUGCGGGCAGUAACGGGGCAGCUUGCGUCGGCCGCGGCUCCUCGGCGGCAGGAUGGGGUAUCGGAGGAUGCGGUUGCGGUCAUUGCCGGUGGCGGUGGAGGCCGUACGGCGGUGGCCGCUGUGGCAGCAACAGGGAGGCCGGUAAGCUGCGGUGGCGAGGGUGAGGUUGAUGAGGUGGCAACAACCGCUGCAGCUGCUGCUGCGGUGACAGCAGCAGCAGCUGCAGCCAGGCAAGUAGAGGCCCCACUAAGCAGCAGCACGACGACAGCGGCGAUUGCUUCCUGCCUUCCCGCCAGGCGCGGUCCUCAGGGCCCCAGAGCCCGGGUCAUGCCGCUACCGCCGGCCGGCGCCUUCAGCCUGAAGCAGCCAACGGGCCUUAACCGGCUGACGAUUGAGGAGGAUCAGGAGUUCCAGGCGCCUGCCGCAGUGGCAGUGGGCGUGUCUGCGGGUGUGCUGGUGGCUGGCGGCGCGGGCCUGCGAUUGGGCAGCUUGAGCGGGGCGUCAGCGGGCCGGAGUGGCCGCAACCGGCGCUAUCGCUCCAGGGCUCCCCUGCUACGUGUGCACAUGAAGGUGCCGUGGGCUGAGCCCGCCCAGCUGCCCGGCAGCUUCCUGGAGCGGCUGAGUGUGGCGCUGGAGGAGGGGCUAGGGCGGGACUGCAUGCUGGCGGGCGCGGCGGUGCGGGCGGGCUGCAUCGAGCUGGUGUUCGACCUGCUGCCACAACAGGACGCGUACGACCUCGGCCCCGGCUCCCAUCAAUCCCCCGCCAUGCACCGCCUGCUGCGCUCCUGGCCCCUCAACCCGCCACCCAGCCCCCUGCCUCACCCUCACCCCCACACUCAACUGCUUCCAACAGCCGCCCCGCAACCACCGCCACCGCACCCGCCGCAGCCGCACCCGCCGUCUGAAGCAGCGGCAGCUGCUGCGCUUGCGGCUGCUGUUGCUGCCGGGCAUGCUGGCUGGGGCGAGGCGGGAGGUGAGUGCGAGGGGUGGCUGCUGGACUCGCAAGGCGCGCUGGAGGCGGCGGUGCUGUCGGGGCGGCUGCCGCUGGGGGAUGCGGACCCCGCUGCGUGGAUCGAUGCGCUGCACCUGCAGCCGCCGCCGGGCGCACAGGUGCUGACGCAGGCGUGUGGCAGGGUGUGGGUCAGCCGCUGGGACGCCUGCCUGCGCCAGUGGCUGCCCGAGCGGGCGGGCGGCAUGCGGCCCUGCCAGCUGCCCCGCAUCACCCGCGUGGAGCCGCCCUGCAUCCUCGUACGCAGCAGGGAAGGGGGAGCAGGGGCAGGGAGCAGACAGCGCAGGAGGGAUGCUGCUGUACCCACACCUGCACCUGCACCUGCUGCUGGUGCUGGUGCUGGUGCCGUGGGGUGUGUUGGGGCUGCUGCCGCAGACGGGGGUAGCACCGGAGGUGAUGGCGGUGGGGGCACCCCUUCCUGCACCUACUCGGCUUUUGCGUCCAGGAGCUGCCAGCAACGUGGGUCCUUGCAGGGGCCGGCAACAUCAGCGUCACCAUUAUCAGCAGCAGCAGGGCCGGCAGCUGCCAGUCUGCGCGUCACGGUGUCCAAUGCGGGCAGUGCGCCCGCCUUCUCAGCUCGGUGCCGGGGCAGGUACCUACCCGUCACCAUGCACCCCCUCACCCCCUCCACCACCACCUCCACCACCACCACCACCAUCCUCCUCAACCACACCACCGCCGCCAACAGCAGCAGCACGGGCGCCAUUGCUGGUCUGCACCCCCACUGCCAGCAGCCGCAGCGUCAAGAUGUGGAGGGGGCGGGCAGCCACACCCCGCUAGCCCCCGCACCACUGAGCUCCCCGGGCGCCUCAUCAUCAACCCACAUGCCGCACCAACCGGGUGGCGCCGACGCUGCUGCUGCUGCUGCUGCGGGUGGUGCUGCGGGUGCUGCUGGUGCCGACGCUGCUGCGGGUGGUAUCGCGGGUGGUUAUGGCGGUGGUGGGGUUAGUGGCGGGUGUGCUGCUGCUGCUGCAAGUGGUGCUGCUGUGCGGUUGGAUGUGCCGGUGGGUCUGCUGCCUCGCAACGGGCUGGUGGUGGUGGAGUGCAGGGUGGGGCCGCUGCUGUCCAACUGGCGGCCGGUGCUGGUGACGGAGGACCCCCGCCUGGCAGCGGAGCUGGGCAGCGUGCUCGGGGGCGUGGGAG